AUGAAUCUGGUCGCUGUCUACGCCUUGAUCCGUAUGCUUUGGGCAUUCCUGCCUCCGAGUCGGCUGGACAUCUCCCAAUUCGAGGUUCAUUCCUUACCAGACGUCCCUGCCUCUUCUCUUCCUACCAGUUGGGCCGGUCGGAUUCCUGUUCCUGAGACCGAGCCCGGCAACUCGUUGUUCUUCUGGCUCUUCCAGGCCGAAGACCCUGCGCAUGAUGAUAACCUUAUCAUAUGGUUCAAUGGCGGGCCUGGAUGCUCGUCUCUGAUCGGACUGCUGUCUGGCAAUGGGCCAUUUGCCUUCGUUGGCAAGUCCACCGAGCUCGAGCGCAAUCCCCACUCGUGGACGCAGCUGGGACAUGUUCUGUAUAUCGACCAACCCGUGGGGACGGGAUUGUCCACGGCGAGUGAGCCCUAUCCACUGUCCGACAACGAGGGAGUGACGUCCUACCUCUACGCAUGGCUACAGUCUUUCUUCGCCCAUUUCCCUCAGCUCAAGUCCAAGCAGAUCCACCUGAUGGGCGAGUCCUACGCCGGUAUAUACAUCCCCUACCUUGCCUCAGCCAUUGUGCACCAUCAGGCCUCCUUCCCGCUUCAUCUACGCUCCAUCUCCCUCGGGGAUGCGACAUUUGGCAACUCCAUCGCCAUGUCCACCAUCCCCACCGUAGCAUACAUGCGCUCCCAGCAAUCGCGUCUACGAGUUCCACCCGAGAUUCUCGACGCGUUCAUUGAAGGCGAUUCCAUCUGCAGAUUUGACCAAAUCCUACACCAAGCCGCACAAUAUCCGCCCGAGGGACCCAUCCCCAUCCCCAACGAUGCAGAGGACGAUAAAGAGACACCAGACCAGCAAACAUGCAGCAGCGACACAGCAGCAGCAGCAGCAGCAGCAGCAAUGCAACCCCCUCUGAUUACCCCCGAAGAAAUCCUCUCCUCCAUUCUUAACUCCACCACCUGCGAUGGGUCUUGCGCGACAUUCUCCACAGCAUCAAGAUACCUCUCCACCACCGCGCAGAACCACCAUCAGUGUUUCGACGUGUACGACAUCACCAACAAUUGUACCAACCUCAACCCACUGCCCCUACUAUCUUCAUAUUUCAGCCGAUCCGACGUCCAAGUUGCACUGAAUCUGCUCCCUCCGUCUCCUUCCUCCCCUGUAUCUUCCCAACCUUCAUCAUCUCAAUCCUCGCAUCUUCCAUCCCCGGCAAACAACCCGAAAACCUACCUCCCCUGCAACGACACCAUCCGCACUCUGGUCCUCAAAGACGGCCAACUGCCCCAACCGCCGGCGGACACCAUCCUCCCCGACCUCAUCACCACCCACCACAUCGCCCUCCACGUCUAUGCCGGCGACAGCGACUUCCUCCUCAAUCACUAUGGCAUUGAACUGGCCCUGCAGAAUAUGACCUGGCACGGCGGCCAGGGGUUCUCGCGCCCGUUCACGGGUAAUUAUUUCCAUGUAGACGAUGCGGGCUUCCUGCAUACCAGUAGCUGUGAUGACCCAUUAUCACCACCAUCGGUGGCAGCGGGUCUCUGGACCUCCUCGCGAGGUGUCACCUACCAUCUCUUCUGGGGCGCAGGCCAUGCGGUAUUUGCUAAGAAGCCCCGAGAAAUGUUUGCUUUUGUGAGGGAUGUUGUUCUGGACUCUUCGCAAUUGGAUUGA
Messenger RNA from Aspergillus aculeatus ATCC 16872, 1656 nucleotides. RefSeq names its product putative serine carboxypeptidase (gene cp9). Lineage: Eukaryota; Fungi; Ascomycota; Eurotiomycetes; Eurotiales; Aspergillaceae. The record is from RefSeq and is a predicted model, not a curated record. Gene Ontology annotation, molecular function: serine-type carboxypeptidase activity. Gene Ontology annotation, cellular component: trans-Golgi network. Gene Ontology annotation, biological process: proteolysis; apoptotic process. The coding region runs from base 1 to 1656 and encodes 551 amino acids. The transcript has 4 exons.